Molecule: messenger RNA, 1450 nt
Organism: Momordica charantia (bitter melon)
Lineage: Eukaryota; Viridiplantae; Streptophyta; Magnoliopsida; Cucurbitales; Cucurbitaceae
Product: ferritin-like catalase Nec2
Source: RefSeq, a predicted model, not a curated record
CUUGAAGAGAGAAUUUUCAAGCUAAGUUUAGACCAUCAAUAACAACAAUGGAGCUGAAUCCAUCAUCCUUUUGGGCAUUACUUCUCUUCGUCGCUUGGGCAGCCAGCUUGAAUGGAGUUGUGGUACGUACUCUCGGUUUGAGUCCAUGCCAAUCGACGAUAGUAGUGCCCCCCCUUGCAACUCUCGUGUUUGCUACAAACUUUGAGUACCUUGAAGGCGAGAUGUAUUUCCAUGGCGCCCUUGGGAAAGGAUUUGACUCCUUGUAUCCAAAUUUGACAUUUGAAGGUCCACCUCCCAUUGGUGCUCAAAUAGCCAAUCUAGAGCCUCCCGUCCGUCAGAUCAUCGAGGAAUUUGGAUAUGAAGAAGUUGGACAACUAAGGAAGAUUCUCGAGGCAACGGGUGGAGUAGGGGUUAGCAGGCCAUUGUUGAAUCUAAGCAAAGAAGCAUUUGCAGAGAUAUUUGAUAAAGCAGUUGGGUUCAAGCUGGUUCCUCCAUUUGACCCAUACGCCAACACCACCAACUUUUUGCUUGCCAUUGCCAUAUUCCCUUACAUAGGACAAGUCGCCCUUGUUGAUGCAGCCCCAGCGUUCCCCACUCUUAACUAUCGUYGGACGGCGGCGGCGGUGUUGGCUUUGGAGGCGGGACAGAGCUCCGUUAUACGAACGUUGUUGUACCUUAGGGCAAAUGAGACGGUGUUUCCUUAUAAUUUAACCGUGGCCGAGUUCACGAACCGGACAGCGGCUCUGGCGAACCGGCUGGGGAGAUGCGGGCUGAAGGACGAAGGAGUGGUGGUGCCGCCGUCGCUGGGGGCGGAGAAUCGGACGGAGACCAACGUUCUGGCCGGCGAUGAUAAGUCUCUAUCGUACAGCCGGACGGUGCCGGAGAUCUUGGGGAUACUGUACGGCACCGGCGACGAAAGAAAGCCCGGCGGCGUUUUCCCCAAAUGUGCUAACGGCCUCAUUCCAAGAUUACUUGGAUGCAAUGCAAAUAAUUAACGCCCAAAUGUGAUAGCCAGGGAAUAAAUAAUUAAUAAUACUCAGUAUUCGCACCCAGCACUGAGAGCCCGAGCUGGGUCCUGGAUGGAGCUCGAGCACGUUGUCACGGCUCCAUGGCAGAAUGCAUGAUGGAUGAAAUUGAAUACGAAAUGAACUCUGAGAUCAAUAGACGUAUAUUGGCAACUUCAAACUACAUAAGCUACGAAGCGCUCAAGGCCAACACGGUGCCAUGCUCGCGCAGGGGAGCUUCUUACUACAAUUGCCAGCCAGGUGCCGAGGCGAACCCCUACGACCGUGGCUGCAGUGCUAUUACUCGUUGCCGAAGCUAGCGAUUUGUGUUUCUAAUUUGAUGCAGUCAUCAUAGAGUAUAAUAAUCACUAUAUUAUCAUGUCAUUUUGAAAUAAGAAAUCGUGCAGAAAUAGCAAGUCCAGGUCUAGAACAUGUUGCACUUUUCA